Molecule: messenger RNA, 2311 nt
Organism: Oncorhynchus tshawytscha (Chinook salmon)
Lineage: Eukaryota; Metazoa; Chordata; Actinopteri; Salmoniformes; Salmonidae
Product: protein phosphatase 1D
Exons: 6
Coding region: 159-1907 (582 amino acids)
Biological process (GO): protein dephosphorylation
Cellular component (GO): cytosol; nucleus
Molecular function (GO): cation binding; mitogen-activated protein kinase binding; protein serine/threonine phosphatase activity
Source: RefSeq, a predicted model, not a curated record
AAUGCGUUCCUGAGCAUGCCUACAAGGCUUGAAAAUAAACAAAGACCGAAAGCGGGCGAUUGAUCAUUAAGCUGCCAUAAACUUAACUUAAAAUACUUUUGAAACCAUUUUUAGGUACUACAAACCCCCAGCAUCUGAAGAAAGACGUCUCUACAGCCAUGGAAAACGCAUUGUUGAUGCGAGUGAGUGUUUUUUCCGAUCAGGGAGGCAGAAAAUACAUGGAGGAUGUUACCGAGGUAGUAAUGGAGCCCGAGCCGGGGGAAGACGAGCUGAACUCGGACGAACAAGAUGAGACCAAAGGGAAUAGCUCGACGGCCGACAUUGUGCCGGAAAAGCCUGAAAACGAGCAUCAAGAUCGGACUGCACACAACGAUCCUCUAUCUGCCUCUGCAUCCACUACAGUUACAUGGACACAAAAUGUACAAAAUGGGAACCAACGUUUUGCAGCUGCUGCACUGGCAGGAUCGAAAGUGGAGAGUACUCCGGCUGCGACCAAGAGCGAUAACCCCCCCCAGCGCUCAGUGGCUUUCUUCGCGGUGUUCGAUGGCCACGGAGGCCGCGAAGCUGCGCAAUUCGCAAGGGACUAUUUGUGGGAAUUCAUCAAGAAACAGCGGGGCUUUUGGUCCAAGGAUGACGAAGAAGUGUGUGCAGCUAUUCGGAAAGGUUUCGUUGCAUGCCACCAUGCCAUGUGGAAAAAGCUGCCCGAAUGGCCCAAGACUUUCACAGGGUUACCCAGCACCUCAGGCACCACGGCCAGUGUCGUGGUAGUCCGGGGGAACCGCAUGUACGUGGCCCACGUAGGAGACUCUGCCAUAGUGCUGGGGGUCCAGGAUGACCCCUCUGACCAGUUCAUCAGGGCCGUGGAGGUUACACAGGACCACAAGCCUGAGCUGCCCAAGGAGAGGGAACGCAUCGAAGGGCUGGGGGGCAGUGUGAUAAAGAAGUCGGGUGUGAACCGGGUGGUGUGGAAGAGACCCAGGCUGACUCAUAACGGGCCGGUCCGGAGGAGCACCGUCAUGGACCAGAUACCGUUCCUGGCCGUGGCCAGAGCUCUAGGAGACCUGUGGAGCUAUGACUUCUACAGCGGAGAGUUUGUCGUGUCCCCGGAGCCAGACACCUGUGUUCUGACCCUUGACCCCAAUAAACACCGUUACAUCAUCCUGGGCAGUGACGGGCUGUGGAACAUGGUGCCCCCCCAGGACGCUGUCUCCAUGUGCCAGGACAACGAUGAGGCCAUGGCGCCGUGCGGGGUGUCCAGCGCUCGCCAGCUGGUGAGCCACGCCCUCCUGCGGUGGCGCCAGAGGAUGCUGCGUGCGGACAACACAUCGGCCAUCGUGAUCACCCUGCAGGAGCCGGGUGUCCCUCAGGAACCCCUCCACCACGAGGAGGUGCUGCUGAACCUGGCCGAGGGACAACACUGUGGCCCUGCAUCGGACUCCCGCUCCAACACACCACUCGUCAAGGUUCCAGACAUGGACAUGUCGUCUGCUGUGUGUGAGCUCCUCCCGACCCUGGAGAGACGAAACGGCCUAUCAGGGAGCAGCCUGUACGCCUUGGCCCUAUCAGAUCCCUUCGGCCCGCCCCUCUCUGACUCGGAUGACGACUCCCGCACCAGGUUUCCCCUGAUGACCGCCAGCCCCGCCCCGGGGGAGAAACUUAGUGAGGUCAAUGCCAGGACGCCCGGCGCCAAACGGACGCUGGAUGAGACGUCGCCCAACCCCGUCCCGUCCGCCAAGAGGAGCCGGAGGAGGAAUGGCGAGAACCCACCGGCGGGGGUGGUGGGGGCGGGGGGGGGGAAAGACGGUGGCGGAAAGGACCAGAAACAGUCUCCGACUCCGCCCCCUGCCAACGUGUCCCCUGCACUACUCCAGCAGCAACACGGCAAGACCACUGUGUGUGUGUGCUGAGAGACACACACACACCUACUCUCUCUCACACACACACACACUCUGCAGACAGAUGGAUCCUCCUCACCAUACAUACAAACAGGGAUACAAGACCGACAGUAACAUUCUGCUUCUUCUCCGACCUUUUUACAAAUGACUGAGAGACCCGGGUCGCUCCUGACUGAGAGACCCGGGUCGCUCCUGACUGAGAGACCCGGGUCGCUCCUGACUGAGAGACCCGGUCGCUUUCAUUGAAGUCAUUACAAUGAGGUCAUCAUACCAUAUGUCCAUGUCAGCCAGUCAGUCAGUCCAGUGUGGGCAUUUUGUACACUUGUCUCUGAUAUCUUUUGUCUUACUCUGUUCCCCGGAUGGUGGAGAAUGAUUUUAAGUGGUGGUCUGUCGUUUUUAAAUAAAUUUUUAAACAC